AUGCAGUGCAAAUCGGCACUGCUGCCACGAGCAUCGCAGUAUUUCUCUUCUCGGCAGCCCAGGGCGCAGGACCGUGCCUGCCCCUUCCGUCCUCGAGUAACCAGAGUGUCCCAGAACACUCCAAAGCUUUCAGAAGCAACAGGGUUAUACCCGAAACUCUCACGGCCGGCUCCUGGAAAAAAAAAAAGGCGACUUCCUGGGUUUUCUCUGCCCUCCCCCGGUGUUGCAAAGCAGCAGGACGGCUUCCUGUCCAGAGCCGCUCGGCCCUGGGCCCCUCCGAGUGCGGGGACCCCCCUACCCCCCGCCCGCUCCGGGCCCCCACCUCCUCUCGGUCUCCCUUGCAAACACUCGCUCCAUUUAGAGCCGGAGCCCGCGCGGAGAGCAUCCUGCCCCUCGCGGCGCCCCGGGGAUGCCAGUGAGCAUGCUCCGCGCGCCGGGAGGAGGCCGGCCGUGCGCAUUCGAGUCAUUCCAGGCAUAGCCGGCGUGUCGGCGCGGCGGACUCGCAGCGGGCUGUGA
Molecule: messenger RNA, 516 nt
Organism: Rangifer tarandus platyrhynchus (Svalbard reindeer)
Lineage: Eukaryota; Metazoa; Chordata; Mammalia; Artiodactyla; Cervidae
Source: the annotation of a GenBank genome assembly